UUUAUAUAUUUGACUCACGUCGAAUGCAUUUGUUGACAAUAAAUGGAGCGACAAAAAAAGUUUAUUUGUAUGACUCAGUUUAUUAACUCCAUUGCAUAACAUCUAGCUUCAAUCUAGAGAAGACCGCUUCGAAAUGAAGCUUGUCCAAGUGACAGGAUUCAUUUUGUGGAUUCACAUCUUCACCAAAUUGGUGUCCGGAGCAACAACAGUAUCGGAUUUAGACAUACGGAGUGUGCUGAGAAGUCGUCAAACAACACCAAAAGCUUUGAAUGACCUCACAAACGAACUUCUCACAAAUAAACCCCUCGUAGAGGACAACCAACCAUCCGACAAAGGACUCCCGAUUCCCGGAACUGAAGAGGGACUUCCACCGCUGUUGGCUGCUGCCUUGAAGUUGAACGAAGGAGAGGCCAAAGAAAAUGACAAAGGAAAAGAGAUAAUAAGGGGAAAACGUUGCGGAGGAGGAUGUGGUGGAGGAGGGUAUAGAGGAGGAUGUGGAAGAGGAGGUGGAGGUGGUGGAGGAGGAGGAGGAUAUGGUAGGAGUUACAGGGGGGGCUGUAGUUGUUCUGGGGAUCGGGGUUAUAGGAGGGGAGGAAGACGUGAUGAUUACAGCAGAGACAGAAGUAGGGGAAGAACGAAGAAGGUGAUAAUCGAGUAUAGGGAGAAGAAGAGAGACGAUAGUAGAUCUACGGAACCGAGGAGGAGGAGUAGGAAGAGGGAUAGUAGUAGGGGUAGAGAUAGGGAUCGUAGCAGGGAUAAAGAUCGUGAUAGAGAUCGCAAUCGUGAUAAGGAUAGGGAUAGGGAUAGGGAUAGGGAUAGGGAUAGGAAUCGUGAUAAGGAAAGAGAUAGAAACAGCAGAACAACGAUGACAAGAAUACUCGCAGGAAAAAGCAUUCUUCGUCGUCUGAAGAUAGCAAGCAUGAUUAGAAUAAUUGAAUCACACCAAGUACUUAGUGAUCAAAUUUGAAAAUCAUGAAAAGUGUUGAACAUUGUAUUGUUCGGAAUAAAAUGAAUUAUGUCUGA
Molecule: messenger RNA, 1023 nt
Organism: Nilaparvata lugens (brown planthopper)
Lineage: Eukaryota; Metazoa; Arthropoda; Insecta; Hemiptera; Delphacidae
Exons: 2
Coding region: 134-967 (277 amino acids)
Source: RefSeq, a predicted model, not a curated record